AUGGAUUGUACACCUACCUCGUUCCCAUCCUCUCCCUUGGCUCACUCGGCGCGGGAUGACCAAAGGUUACUCAAAGCUUCUCCGGCCUACCCAUCCCCAACGGCUAUUCCCCUCGAUAGAUACGAUUUUCAGUCGUUGUCCGGGUUAGGAAUCUCCAGUUGUGGAACAGGAUCCCCUUCAAGCCAGAUCAGACUCUACCCGUGUCCAGAGCAAUAUGCACUUUCAACGAGCAACUGGUCCGACCCAGUAACGCAUUCCCCGAAUAUCCUCGAAACCCCUCCAGACGCCGGUCAGUUUCCGCCCAGGACUCAUUACGAAGCAUUCGGUAGCCAUGCAGAUAUCUCAGUGUCACCCAGUUACAGCCCGGUCAUGGAUUUUGGCGCGAUGCAUGAUGAAAUACCUCGCUUCUGGCCUAACACUCCUACCUCCGAAACCAUGGCAGCGUCAGAAGGCUGGUCCAACGUUCAAGACCCGAUAGAGGACGUUUGGGAAUCGUCUUUCCUGGAGGAAUCAUCCAAUACGAUGGCCUCUAGGAUGCCAGAGAUCCCUCGACUUCAGAUCAACACCGCAUAUCUGCAUCCUCAACGCCCGGAUAACUCCCUAACUGAGAUGGAUCCGAGCAAAAGUGUUGCGCCGGAUUUGGUCCCUGAUGAGGCAAUUUCGAAGUGGAUCGAAAAUGUUAGCGAAUCGCCCAAGGGAGAACAGUCGAGGAUACCGUCGGCGAGCGGCUUAGAGUGUCCUACGUGUGGUGUCCGCUUCACACGACGCUCUAACUGUAAAGAGCAUAUGAAAAGCCACGAUCCUAGCUACGUAAGGCCACAUCCGUGCGAGACUUGCGGGCGGGAGUUUAGGCGGAGGACUGACCUGAAGAGACACGUAGAUAGCAUCCAUCGGGGCAUACGCAAAUUUGGCUGCGAGAAAUGUGGUCGGCGCUAUAGUCGACAGGACACAUUGUCAAGACAUCAGUCCGACGGCUGCGAUGGAAGAAUCCGGAAGACACGAGCCUCCCGAAACGACACAGACGCGCCAUACCCCACUCAUGACUACUACGCACACCAAGCAGCUAUUUGACGGUUUGUUUGCCUGCUCUAGACCAUGCCUGCGUUGAUCGCAGCUGGCCAUGAACGAUACGGCUGCAUACUUUUGGAGAGGAUCCACUGUAUAUUUGAAAGCAUGACUACCCAUGUAUUUGUUUUUGUUUUUUGUGUUUCCUUUGUAUAAGCGCAGGGAGGCAGUUUGCUUUUGUUUUGUUUAUUUUUUCAUCAGGGAGGCCUUGUCGACUUUUUGUUUUGCAUAUUUUUGGAAUAUCGCUAGAGAUCCGUCGUCACCCAAAGGCGGCUUAUAGAAAUUAAGCAGCGCAUGGCAG
Aspergillus vadensis CBS 113365 is the source of this 1366-nucleotide messenger RNA. RefSeq names its product putative C2H2 finger domain protein (Ezf). Lineage: Eukaryota; Fungi; Ascomycota; Eurotiomycetes; Eurotiales; Aspergillaceae. Gene Ontology annotation, cellular component: nucleus. The coding region runs from base 1 to 1071 and encodes 356 amino acids. The record is from RefSeq and is a predicted model, not a curated record. The transcript has 3 exons. Gene Ontology annotation, biological process: regulation of transcription by RNA polymerase II. Gene Ontology annotation, molecular function: DNA-binding transcription factor activity, RNA polymerase II-specific; RNA polymerase II cis-regulatory region sequence-specific DNA binding.